Messenger RNA from Momordica charantia (bitter melon), 657 nucleotides. RefSeq names its product methionyl-tRNA synthetase. The record is from RefSeq and is a predicted model, not a curated record. Lineage: Eukaryota; Viridiplantae; Streptophyta; Magnoliopsida; Cucurbitales; Cucurbitaceae.
GUUACCAGAGCAAGUGGGAAGGAAGAAUAAAUUGGGAAGCCGAAAGGUAUUGAAACUUUCUCCUCUCUCUCAAUUUUCAUCUCUUUUCCUUGUUUCGAGAGUGGGUCAGAAUCUUCUGGAUACGCGUUUCUUCUCCGGAAGCCAUAGGCAUAGGCCAAAGAAAAAUCUCAAACUCAGGUUCCUUGAAACUUCCUUCUCUCUCUCUCUAUAAAUCCAUCCCUCCCAUCCUACUUUUGAUCCAAACCCCAAAAACAAACAAACAAAAAAAGAAUCCCACAGCCAGAAGAAAGCGAGAAGAGAAGAGAAAGAAGAUGUGUUUGGUGUUUGUUUGCGACGAGAACCAGAGGGUGCUGUCGAGGCAGCCAGCUCCAGGGGCUUGCCCCUUCUGUGGAGGCAUGGUCCAGGCCACCGACAUUCAAACCCAGUGGAGCUUCUGUUUCCUCCCUCUCUACUGGAAAACCAAACGAAAGUUAUAUUGCAGCAUCUGCACCAGAGAAUUGGUUGUCCAGUAGAAUCAUCUAACUCUAUUAUCUUUCUUACAGUUUUGUUUUCUGUUUUAUGUUCGUUUUUUGUAAUUUUUUUUUAUCAGGGUUUGUGUAAAAUCUACCAGAGUAUACACUGUCUUAGAAAUAGAUAUGUACCUCGAUUGCCCAAAAA